Messenger RNA from Pedinophyceae sp. YPF-701, 282 nucleotides. NCBI's taxonomy places the organism in Eukaryota, Viridiplantae, Chlorophyta, Pedinophyceae. The record is from the annotation of a GenBank genome assembly.
AUGGGCGACACGACGUCGUCGUCGUACGGCAGCUUCGUGGAGCUCUCCCGCUGGGCCAACCCCGAGGCUCUCAAGGAGUUCGGCGGCGGGGAGCCGUGGGUCGUGGCCCUGGUGUGCACGACGGCAGCCGCGCUCUUCAUCGUCCCGAUGAUCUACUUCUUCGUCGGGGAGCUGUUCACCGACGCGGUGUACGAGGAGCGCGUGGGCGGCGCCAACCGCCUGCCGAAGGAGGUCAGGGACAAGCGCGCCAGGGAGGCCGCGAAGGCGGCCAAGCAGGCCUGA